Molecule: messenger RNA, 1335 nt
Organism: Delphinapterus leucas (beluga whale)
Lineage: Eukaryota; Metazoa; Chordata; Mammalia; Artiodactyla; Monodontidae
Gene: CD27
Product: CD27 molecule
Biological process (GO): positive regulation of B cell differentiation; negative regulation of apoptotic process; positive regulation of T cell differentiation
Cellular component (GO): external side of plasma membrane
Molecular function (GO): protein binding; transmembrane signaling receptor activity
Source: RefSeq, a predicted model, not a curated record
GGGAAAGGGGGAGGGGUGGCGGUAGCUGCCUGAGCGAGAAACAGCUACAGUAGAACUUCAACUGCAUCAAAGGUCAGCCUGCCACCCGACUCGGGGACAACUCCAAGAAAACAGGCCCGGGAGGUGCAAAGAAGAGGCACCAGCGCCUGGCUGGGGAGGUGCCAGCUCCCCCAAGGCCCGAAGUCGGCAGCCAGGGCAGGAAGAGCUCCCCGGGCAGUAGCCAUGGCCCGGCCACCUCCCUGCUGGCUGUGGGUUCUGGGGCCCCUGGCAGUGCUCUCAGCGACCCCAGCCUCCAAGAGGUGUCCGGAAAAGCAUUACCUGGCUCAGGGAGAACGGUGCUGCCAGAUGUGCGAGCCAGGAACGUUCCUGGUGAAGGAAUGUGACCAGCAUGAAAAGGCUACUCAAUGCGAUCCGUGUACACCGGGGGUCUCCUUCUCACCAGACCACCAUACCCGGCCCCACUGUGAGAGCUGCCGGCACUGUAACUCUGGUCUUCUCAUUCGAAACUGCUCCCUCACCGCCAACUCGGAGUGUGCCUGCCCCGAGGGCUGGCAGUGCAGGGACAAGGAGUGUACAGAGUGUGUUGGUCCAGCCCAGGCCCCAGGCCCACACCCACAACCCUCCCACUCACCUUAUGCUGAAGAGAUACCAGAGGCCAGGACAGGCCAGCAUAUGCGGACUCUGGCUGAUUCCAGGUGGCUGCCUGCCCCAACUCUCUCUACCCACUGGUCACCCCAAAGGUCCCUGUGCAGCAUGGAUUGCAUCCGCAUCUUUGUGCUCCUCUCUGGAAUGUUUCUUGCUUUCACCAUAGUUGGAGCCCUGUUUCUCCAUCAACAAAGAAAAUAUAGAUUAAACACGAGAGAAGGUCCAGUGGCGCCUGCAGAGCCUUGUCCUUACAGCUGCCCCAGGGAGGAAGAGGGCAGUGCCAUCCCCAUUCAGGAGGAUUACCGAAAACCAGAGCCCGCUUCCUACCCCUGAGCCAGCGCUCGGCGGAGGGGGGCCGUCACUGCAGUCAAGUCCUAGCCUCCAUCUCAACCCACCCGCCAUCCAGGGGGAUCGAGAGCCGGCACCUCCAAUUUCAGCACUACCCUCUCAUCGGGACCCUUUCGUGUGUGCCGACUUGGGAAACUGUCCUGUGUGCCUAUUCGAGACUGGCAGUGGCGAGGACCCAGGGGAACGAGGUGGGGGGCGGGAAGCGGGAGCCCGAGUGUGUCAGCUGCACCCCUGUGCUGCAAGAGGGCUAGGGCUCCAGGUGGAAGACAUACUUCCGCCUACGGUAGGCCCACGUGGUGUACCGCUGACCUAGAAACUCGGCGAAAUAAAGAGGCGCCUGCA